AAUUUAUAAAUACCUGCGGCCGGCCGGUCGGGGGGCGGCGGCGGCGGAGCCGGCCGGGCCGGGCCGCAGUCAGUCGGUGGGUGACGAGUGGUGACCUCCGGCGCCGCGCCGCGCCGCCCCACACCAGCCGGACGCGUGCGUUCGCCUCCGGCCCGCCGCCGAUCGUCUGCGCAGCGAGCACAGCACGAGCGAGUGAGCCUCCGCCGGGCCCCGGCGCGCCGCAUACAGAAGCAGAGCGGAGCCGCCGGCGCCAUGCCGGCCUCCGUGGAGAACAUGUCCGGCGGGCUGGCGCCCACGUUCGCCAAGAAGCCGUCGAUCCAGCAGGCCCCGGACGGCUCUCGGCUGACGUUCGAGUGCCGUGUGGUGGCCGAGCCGCGCCCCACGCUGUCAUGGUACUGCGGCGGAGUUCAGGUGCAGGACUCCGCCCGGCACAAGAUGACGGUUCUGAAGGACGGCAACGCGUACACGGCGACCCUGGAGAUCAGCGACGUGACCGCCCAAGACGCCGGCAAGUACAAGGUCACCGCGCAGAACGAGCUCGGCGAGAGCAGCGCCGCCAUCAGCCUCAACUUUGACGCUGAGGAGCCGGAGGCGCCGGCCGACCCUGGCCGGCCCUCGUUCACCGGACGACCGGUCAUCAAGCAGGCGCCCGACGGCUCCUCGGUGACCUUCGAGGUGCGACUGAGCGGCGAUCCGCAGCCCGCCAUGACCUGGUUCAAUGGAACCACAGUAGUAACAGAAUCUAGCCGGUAUAAAAUGAGCAUUGUAGAAGUUUCCAAAAUGAACUACAAGGCGUCGCUGCAAAUAAUGAACGUUCAGGCGUCGGACGGCGGCAUCUACAAGGCUGUGGCGAAGAACAAGAGCGGGGAGAGCACAGCCAGUAUCAACCUGAACAUCGCUGGUGGAGAGGAGGAGGAGGAAAACAGCUCGUCCGCGGGCGGCUUUCCGCCUCGGUUCCCCAAGAAGCCGACGAUCCGCCAGCACGGCGACGACCUGGUGAUGUCGUGUGUGAUGGAAUCCAACCCCAUGUCGGAGAUCACCUGGUACCACGGCACCCAGGCCAUUACCGCCUCGCCACGGCUGAGGAUAGCCAGCAAGGAGACGGCCAAGAACACCUACCUGCUGACCCUGACGGUGGCGUCUCCGACUCACGAGGACGGCGGCAACUACCGCUGCAACGCGCGCAACUCGUUCGGCGAGAGCAACGCCAACAUCGCGCUCAACUUCCAGGCGCCGGAAGAGGAGAAGGCCCCGUCCGGCAAGGCGCCGUCUUUCACCGAGAAACCCCAGAUCAUUGCUAAUGCCACGGGCUCUCUGGUCACGAUGAAGUGCCGUGUUCGCUCCUCCUCAAAGCCAGAAGUUGCCUGGAGCCGCGGCACAGAGACAGUGCGCGUCUCUAGUCGCAUCAGCAUGCGUGUGACGGCUGUCAAGGAUGACGAGUAUGAGAUCGUCCUGGAACUGAAGGAGCCGAAGGCUGCCGACGGUGGCUCGUACCGGUGUGACGUCAAAAACGAGCACGGUGCCACGCACGCCUCUCUCGCUCUGAACCUGGCCGAGCCAGAGGAGGAGAAACACGACGAAACGGACAAGAAAGAGAAGAAAGAGAAGAAGGAGAAGACGGAGGAGAAGCCGAAGCCGAAGGUGCUGCCGCCGUCGUUUGUGGGCGCUCCGGUGAUCCGCUCGGAGGCGGACCGUUCGGUGGUGAUGGAGGUGCGGGUGCGCUCGGAGGGCGCUGUCAGCGCGGCCUGGUGGCACGGCCGGCCGGUGAUCGCCGACAGCCGGGUGGUCAUCUCGCAGACGGAGCGGGCCGGCAUCCACACGCUGCAGCUGCGCAUCCGGGAACCGCGUCCGGAGGAUGCUGGUCUGUACAAGUGCAAUAUCAAGAACGAGGCUGGCGACAUUAACGCCAAUCUCACGCUCAACAUUGAAGUGGUGCCCGAGGUGCGUCAGCAGCCGCGCGUCGUGGUGGUGCGCGAGCGGCGUGUGGUCGUCAUCGAGACGCGCAUCACGUGCGUCAACGAGCCGAACGUGCGUUGGCUGCACGAGCAGCGCCAGGUGGCCAUGGACAGCCGCCACAACGUGGUCAUCCAGCAGGUCUCACAGGGCGAGUACGCGGUGAAACUGGAGAUCGAGGAAGCCACGGAGAGCGACCGCGGCCAGUACCAGCUGGUGGCCAAAAACGAGAAGGGCGAGGUGAAGUCGCAGGCAGUCACCGUCACAGAGGUAUUUGAGAAGGAGAAGCCCAAGGGCGAGGCGCCGCGGCUGGCCUCGCAGCUGUCUCCGAUGACGGUCGAGGAGGGCGGCUCGGCCGACUUCUCCUGUCGGCUCGUCAAACCCGACAACAACACCAUGUGCAUCUGGUACAAAAACAACGCCAUUCUCCGCGAGACUCCCGAUGUGUUUACGAGUUUCGACGGCCAGAACAUCCGGAUGUCGCUGUCCUCUGUGAAACAGUCGGCAUCCGGUGUGUACAAACUGGUGGUACGGAACGACUUCGGCUCGUCCGAGACCUCGUGUCAGCUCACCGUCAACGAGAAAAAGAAGAUGGAGAAGCUCGAGCUUGACGAGGACAAAAUGAAGCCAAAGAAAAAAGAGAAGGAAGAAACAAAAGAAGAAAAAGUAGAGAAGAAGGAAGAAAAGAAAGAAGAGAGAAAAGAGUCGAAGGUGGAGAUAGUGGAAGAGAAGUCUCCAAAAUCAACAUCCAAACCUGAAGAGGGCAAGCCGAAAGGAGAAGAACAGAAAACAAUCGAUCAAAAACAAGCCGCAGAAAAGAAAACAAAAGUAGGCGAAACUGUAAAGAAACCAGAAGACGUUUCUUCUGAUGAGAGUGACAUCAAGACCGCUAAACCAAAGGGCAAAGACGUAGACUCUAAGAAGCCAGACGAUAAGAAAACACCACACGGUAAGAAGGGUCCGGACGCAAACUUGCCGGAGGAAAAGGACCAUCACCCCAAGGACAAGCCUGGCAAAGAUGACCAACAGCCCUCUAAAGACACCAAGACACCGAAGGGUAAACGGGCACCGGCACCCGACUCGAAGUCUCCUGAGUCCGGUAACGCCCUCGACACCAAGAAGCCAUCAAGAAAGAAGUCCCCGGAACCGACGCGCGGGUCCCCGGAGGACUAUGCAGAGGAGAGUGGGGAGGAAUCCGGUCCAUCUCCGCGAGCCGUGUCGCCCAACCAGAAACCGGGUGUUAACGGCACUCCCAAGGAAUCCGUCCAGGACAAGCCUGAUCAGCCGGGCAAGACUAAGAAACCUAGCAUCACACCCAAAAUUCAAGAGCCGGAAGGUGUUGAUGCGACAGAUGGGGUCUCGGAAAUGUCAGUCUCAAAGCUGCUUGCCACCCCCGACGCCGCCGCCCGGGGACUGCGCUCCGCGCCGCUCGCUGAGGGGAAGGCGGCGCGGACUGAGGGUCAGAAGGCCAGGGGCCGGCCGCGCGCGCCCGACAGCCGCGACCGAAAGGCGCGCGCUGCCGGGAGGCGGGCGCGCGCCCAGGAGAGGCCGCCGGCCGCCGAGGAGUGCCCCGAGGAGCAGCAGUGGCGGCCGGGCUCGGGGCCGUGGCGGCGGCGCGGUCGCGGCGUCGGUGAGCGCUCCAGUCCGCUGCGGCUGCUCGGCGGCGCGCCGCCCUGGCUCCAGCAGCAGAACGCCAACGGACAGACUGAUGACGCCAAGGCUGGCAAGACUGGAAAGACUGACGCGCCCGCCCAGAAACCGAAACCAAAGAGGCCGGCACCAGUAGCCGUAGAGAACAAAACACCUGCACAGAUUUUAGCCGAGCAGCGGGCGGCGCUGAUGGCCAGGAAAAAGGAAAAGAAAGCCGCUCCCGAAAAGAAGAAGGAGGAGGACGCCAUGGUGAAACUGAAGAAAACGGACGGCCCCGAGAAGUCAAAACACCACCACUCCAGAUGGGAGACGCCCAAGAUCGAGGAGCCUGUUCUCCACGAGCCGGACGACCUGCUCAGGCCAGAGGACGAGCCGAAGCCGCGGUCCGGCCGGCGCCUCUCGCGAGAGGAGAUCACCGGGCGGCCGAUGCCCAUCCCCAAGGAGGAGGAGGACUUCUCGCACCUGAAGCUGCGCCCGGUCGAGCCGAUCCCGCGCCCGACCGGUCGCCGGCGCAGCUCCAUCCACGAGGACGUGUUGCACUGCUGGGGAACUGAUGGCGCUGCCUCGCCGAAACCGCGCGCGAGCAUUCAGGGGCCCGCCGAUGACGCUCGGAGCGCUCCGACCGCCCCCGAGGUGACGGUCAGUAUCGAGGACGACGAGCCGGAGCAACACACGAUGGAGCGGGCCGACUGGGACACACCCGUCUCGAUCGAGCCGCUGGAACAGCUGCUGGAGGAGUACCGGAAGCCGCACCAGUUCCAGUGGACCGCCGGCGACGAUAUGGACGAAGAGGAGCCCUGGUGGAUGAGUCUCAAAGCAGAGGAGGAAAAAGAGCCGAGAAAUGGCACCGAUGGCUCGCGCCAGAAGUCACGCGAUGGUGGGAAGAAGGGCGGCCCCAACCCGGAGAUCCUGAUCGCUCAGGAGCAGCAGGAGCAGCAGCGCAAGUCGAGCCUGCUGCCGGGCCAGCCGGGCAGCCGGCGCGGCUCGCUCAUACCGCCUGAGGAGCAGCCGCGCCGCGCAUCAAUCAUCAUCGCCGACGACGAGCACAGAAAAGCCCGACCCGGCGAAAUAUUAGAGGGGGGCAAGCAGGCCGGAAAACUGCGUCCCGGCGAGAUGGGCGCUCAGGGCCGGCGCCGUCCGUCGGCUGAGGUGCGCCGUCCCUCCGUCUCCGACAUCGAGGGACUCAUCGACAAGCCGUCCACGCCGCUCAAGGCCAUCGGAAAGCCGGGCCCGCCGUCCAUCGUCGACAUCGAGGAGAGCUACACCGUCGUCGAGGAUGCGAACGCCUUCUGCAUCCUCACGGUGGAGGGCAACCCGGCGCCGACGUUCAAAUUCUACAAGGGCAUCCAAGAGAUCUGCGAGGGCGGUCGCUACAAGUUCAUCACCAGCGGCGACAUGAGCACCAUCAUGCUGUGCAUCAGGAAGGCCAAGCCGAGCGACGAGGGUCACUACAAGGUGGUGGUGCAGAACAAGCACGGCGAGGACGCCGCAGAGUUCACCGUCUUCGUCAGCGAUUCGUCUGGCAUGGACUUCCGUGCCAUGCUGAAGAAGCGCCGCUACAAGGCCUGGGACAAAGACAAGGGUGAUCCGGACUGGGGCGAUCUCAAGGAGGUCGAGAAGCCGCAGAUUCCGCAGCUCAAGAAGGUCGAACGGAAGAAGGAGACGUUCCUGAAACCGAUGGUGGACGUCAUUGUCAAGGAAGGCAAGGACAAGUUCGCCAAGUUCGAGUGUGUCUUCUCGCGCUCCAAGAUGCGACCCAAGUGGAUGCACAAGAGAGACGAAUGUUUCCCGGGUAACAAGUACCAGUUCAAGGACGAAGGUGACACGUACUGCCUGAUCAUCGACAAGCCGCGAGUGGAGGACUCGGGCAAAUACACGCUGAACCUGGGCGGAGUCGAGACAUCGGCCUUCCUGACUGUCGAGCCUGCCGACCCGGACUUCAAGUUCGUGCGGGACCUGCCCAAGCACGUGGACGGCUUUUAUAAGGAGGAUGUGACCCUGGAGUGCCAGGUCAACUCGCACAAGGCUAUUGUGCACUGGUACCACGGCGACAACCAGGUCGAUGACAGCGAGCACUACACCAUCGGCAAGGACAUGUUGGGCACGUGCCGGCUGACGAUCCGCGGCGCCAAGAAGAAGGACGCCGGCGCCUGGAGCUGCCGCCUGUUCCGGCAGAAGGACCGCACCGACUGCACAGUGUCACUGACCGACCGUCCGGUGCGCUUCAAGAAGAAGCUGAAGCCGAUGAACAACUUUGAGAAGGACAAGAUCAUCAUGGAGGUGGAGACCGACUACCCGGACGCCGACGUCAAGUGGUUCAAGGACGGCCAAGAGAUCAAGCCCGACGGAAAACACGUCAAAAUCGUCUCCGACGGCAAGAAGCAUCAGCUGAUUAUCAAGUCGGCUAAGCUGGUUGACGCCGGCGAGUUCAUGGCCAAGUCCAACAACGAUAUGACCUCGGCACCGCUCAGCGUCAACUACCUGAACAAGUUCAGCAAGGGUCUGCUGCCGGACGUGGAGGGCAUCGAGCGUGAGAAGGUGGUACUGGAGGUGGAGAUGGCCGACCACACGGCGCCCUGCGAGUGGUUCUUCGGCGACCAGAUCAUCGAACAGGACGAACGGAUUGAGAUCAAGAACCUGGGCGGUGGCAAGCACCAGCUGAUCAUCAACUCGGCGAAGCUGACAGAUGAGGGUGACUACAUCUGCAAGUCCGGCAAGCUGGAGUCGCAGGGCCACCUCUCCGUUAUCCGCGGAGAGACCAAGCCCAAAAUCAAGUUCGACGGACCCGUGGUCGGUCCUGUCAACAAGCCUCUCGUCUUUGAAGUGCCGUACAAGGUGAGCGGCAAGCGGCAGACACAGAUGGAGGCUAAGCUGUGCCGUCAAGGUAAGCCUCUCUCCAAACAAGACGUCGAGAUCGUCAUCAAGGACAAGUCCGUCAUUUACACGUUCAAGAAACCCACCCGCGACCAGGCUGGCGAUUACGAGAUCAAAAUCUCCAACGGCCAGGGCGAGGACAGUAAAACAGUCAACAUCAACAUGCAAGACGUGCCCCAGCCUCCGCGUGAUGUCGAGGUUAAGGACGUGUUUGCCAAACACUGCAUGAUCCACUGGAAGAAGUCGGCCGAGGACGGCGGAUCAGAGAUUCAGCGCUACGUCAUCGAAAAACAGGACCUCGGCAAAAUCGGUGGCUGGGAGAAUGUGGGCGAGGCCGGCCCGAACGCCACCUCGUUCAAGUGCGAGGACAUGGUGCUGAAGAGAAAGUACAAGUUCCGCGUCAAGGCGGUGAGCAAGAUCGGCGAGUCGCAGCCGGGAGUGGCCAAGAACGACAUCAUCGCCAAGGACCCGUGGGACGAGCCCGGUAAACCGGGUAACGUGGAGCUCACCGACUGGGACAAGGACCACGCCGACCUCAAGUGGACCAAACCGGAGAACGACGGCGGCGCGCCCAUCACCGGAUACGUCAUCGAGUUCAAGGAGAAGUUCAGCAACGACUGGGUGGAGGGCAAGUACAUCCCUGGUAACGUCGAGUCCGGCACCAUCGACGGCCUCACCGAGGGAAAGACGUACGAGUUCCGCGUGCGGGCCGUUAACAAGGGCGGCAAGGGCGAGCCGUCCGACCCCACCAAACCCAUCAUCGCCAAGUGCCGCUUCGUGAAGCCGUACAUCAUCAACAAGGACGCGUUCAAGAACAUGGUGAUCAAGAAGAACCAGGUGAUUGUGUUGGACAUUCAGUACGGCGGCGAGCCCGACCCGGAGGUGCACUGGUACAGGAACCAGACCGAGCUCUUCGAGGACACAGAGAAGCUGCCAGACGCUGAUUUCGGAAGGACCACCAUCGACCAGUACGAGCGGAACACGGUGCUUACCGUGCGCAAAUGCGAGCGCCCCGACUCUGGGAAGUACCGGCUGGUGCUCUCCAACUCGUCCGGCACCUGCGAGGGCAUCUGUGACGUCAUCGUGCUCGGCAAGCCGUCCCGUCCGGAGGGUCCUCUGGUUGUGGAGGACGUGCGGGAGACGCGCGCCCUCUGCAAGUGGAACAAGCCAAAGGACGACGGCGGCACCGACCUCAAGGGCUACGUGGUGGAGAAGAUGGACGUCGACACGGGCCGAUGGGUGCCCGCCGGAGAGGUCGGUCCGGAUAAGACCGAGUUCAAGAUCGAGGGCCUAACGCCCCGCAAGAAGUACAAAUUCCGCGUGCGGGCCGUCAACAAGGAGGGCGAAUCGGAGCCCCUCGAGACAGAUGAGGCCAUCGAGGCCAGGAACCCGUACGACGAGCCUGGUAAGCCGGGCAAGCCGGAAAUUGUCGACUACGACAACAAGAUGGUGCAGCUCAAGUGGGAGAAGCCGGAGAAGGACGGCGGCCGGCCGAUCCUGCACUACGUGGUCGAGAUGAAGGACAAGUUCUCCGACUGGGCAGAGGUGACGAAGACGCCCGACGACAAGCCCGAGGUGCAGGUGAACGGUCUCAAGGAGCAGAUGACGUACCAGUUCCGCGUCCGGGCCGUCAAUAAGGCCGGAAAGUCGGAGCCCUCCGAGCCCACCGGCAACCACCUCUGCAAACACAGAAAUCUGAAGCCGCACAUUGACCGCACCAACAUGGUCACGGUGACCAUCAAGGUGAACAAGUCGCACAAGUUCGCCAUCAACGUGCGGGGAGAGCCGCCGCCGACUCUCAGCUGGUUCACCAAGGACGGCGACCAGAUCCAGCCCUCCGACAGGAUCAAGAUCGAAAACGUGGACUACCACACGGACUUCAGCAUCGAGAAGGCCAGCAGGAAGGACUCGGGCAUCUACACGCUGAAGGCCGAGAAUAGGAACGGAAAGGAUGAGGCCCAGUGCGAGCUGGUAGUACUCGGCAAGCCUAGCAAGCCGAAGGGUCCUCUGAAGGUGGAGAAUGUCUACGAGAAGGGAGGCCUGUUGAAGUGGGAGAAACCCGAAGACGACGGCGGUACCCCCAUCAAGGAGUACGUCGUCGAAAAGAUGGACACCGGCACCGGCCGGUGGGUGCGCUGCGGCAAGGCUCCUGGCGGCCUGGCCCACCCGGAGUUCCAGGUCACCGACCUCAUCCCCGGUCAGGACUACAAGUUCCGCGUGGCUGCCGUCAACGACGAGGGAGAGUCGGAGCCUCUGGAGACAGAGAAGGCCGUAAAGGCCAAAAACCCGUACGACCCGCCGGAUGCUCCUGGAAAGCCUGUCAUCGAGGAUUACGACAACAUGUCGGUGGACCUCAAGUGGGAGGCGCCCAAGAGCGACAACGGCGCGCCCAUCCAGCGCUACAUCAUCGAGAAAAAGAACAAAAAGUUCGGCGAAUGGGAGAAAGCCGCCGAGGUGCCGGGUACCCAGCUGACGGGCAAGGUGGUCGAUCUCAUCGAGCGUGACCAGUACCAGUUCCGUGUGAAGGCGGUCAACAAGGCGGGACCGGGCGCCGCCUCGGACCCCACCGAGUUCCACACCGUCAAACACAGGAAACUGCGACCGAUGAUCGACCGCACCAACCUGGUGAUGACCAAGGUGAAGGCCGGCAAACAGGUCCACUUCGACGUCAACAUCAAGGGAGAGCCGCCGCCAAAGGUCACCUGGAUCAUCAAGGACGAGCCGGUGUCUGCCCUGAACAUCUCGGUGGUGAACGUCGAGUACAACACCAAGUUCACCAUCCGGGACAGCGAGAGGAAGAACACGGGCAUCUACAAGGUGGUGGCCGAGAACGAGCACGGCAGGGACGAGGCAGAGGUCGAGGUCGUCAUACUCUCGGCGCCUUCCAAGCCGAAGGGGCCGUUGAAGGUGUCCGAUGUGACGGCCAAGAACUGCAAGCUCGACUGGAAGAAACCAGAGGACGACGGCGGCGCUCCCAUCACCGCCUACGCUGUGGAAAAGAUGGACGUCACCCAGCCAGGCCGCUGGGUGCCGGUGGGCCGCGUGGACCCACACGAGACCUCGAUGGAGGUACCCGGACUGCUGGAGGGAAAGCAGUACCAGUUCCGCGUCAAGGCCAUCAACGAGGAGGGCACCUCGGAGCCGCUCGACACCGACCACGCCACGCUGGCCAAAAACCCCUACGACAUCCCUGGGUCUCCGUCCGUUCCGGAGAUCCACGACUGGGACGUGGACCGGGUGGACCUCAAGUGGAAGCCGCCCAAGGACGACGGCGGAGCGCCCAUCACCGGAUACAUCAUCGAGCAGAAGGAGAAAUUCGGCACCUCCUGGGAGCCCGUCGUCGAGACCAAGGGCCCUGCCCCGGAGGCGCGUGUGCCGGGCCUGACCAAGGGCAACACGUACCAGUUCCGAGUGCGCGCGGUGAACAAGGCCGGUCCCGGAGAGCCAGGAGAGCCCACCUCCCCGCACAUCGCGAAGGCUAGAUACCUGAAGCCGUACAUCAACCGCGAGAAGUGUAAGCCGGUGACGGUGCGGGCCGGUCAGGCGAUCCGUCUGGACAUUGACGUGGAGGGCGAGCCGCCGCCAACUGUCACCUGGGAGUUCAAGGGCCGCCAGGUGGGCACGGACGCCCACUACCGGCUCGAGAACGAGGACUACAACACCCGCCUGCAGAUCACCAGCACGUCCCGCAAACAGAGCGGCGUCUACCUCAUCAAGGCCGUCAACGACUCCGGCGAGGACCAGGCAGAGCUCGAGGUCAACAUCCUCGACAAGCCGGCACGUCCGGAGGGCCCUCUGGAGGUCUCGGACGUCCACAAGGACCACUGCAAGCUCAACUGGAACCAGCCCAAGGACGACGGCGGCCUGCCCCUCGCUGCGUUCGUGGUGGAGAAGAUGGACACCACCACGGGCCGCUGGGUGCCCGUCGGCCGCGUGCCUGGGGAUACCACGGAAAUGGAGGUCAAGGGCCUGGAGCCCGGCAAACGCUACGACUUCCGCGUCAAGGCCGUCAACGAGGAGGGCGAGUCGGAGCCGCUGGAUACCGACCACUCGACGCUGGCCAAGGACCCGUACGACCCGCCGGGCGCUCCGUCUCUGCCGGACAUCAUCGACUGGGACGAGCACAUGGUGGAGCUCAAGUGGGAGGCGCCGCUGCGUGACAACGGCGCGCCCAUCACCGGCUACAUCCUCGAGAUGCGUCCGGACGGCGCGGCCGAGUUCCAGCCGGCAGCCGAGGUCGGGCCCGGCACCACCGGCAAAAUUCCCAACCUCACGCCCGGCAAAAAGUACCAGUUCCGCGUGCGUGCGGUGAACAAGGCUGGUCCCGGCGAGCCGUCCGAGCCGACCCAUAUGCACACCGCCAAGGCCCGAUACCUGAAGCCGCGUAUCGUGCGGGACAACCUGGCGCCGAUCACGGUCAAGGUGAACCAGCAGGUCAUGCUGGACGUGGACAUUAUCGGAGAGCCGCCGCCAACCGUCACCUGGACAUUCAAGGGCAAGGAGGUGGAGACGGGUCCCGAGCUAACCAUCACCAACAUGGACUACAACACCAAGUUCGCGUUGUUCCGCGCCAAGCGGAUGCACUCUGGCAAAUACACCAUCACGGCCAGCAACUCGUCUGGAGAGGAUGUGGCUGAGGUGGACAUCACCGUGCUGGGCAAACCCAAACACCCCAAGGGGCCGCUCGACGUGUCGGACGUGACGGCCAACGGCUGCCACCUCAGCUGGAAAGAGCCAGAGGAUGACGGCGGCACCCCCAUCAGCCACUACGAGAUCGAGAAACUCGACCCCAACACCGGCCAAUGGGUACCGUGUGGUACCUCCGAUAAGCCGGAGGCAGAUAUCACCGGACUGCAGGAGGGCAAGAAGUACAAAUUCCGCGUCAAGGCCGUCAACAAGGAGGGCGAGUCCGAACCGCUCGAAUGCGACAAGGAGAUCCUCGCCAAGAAUCCGUUCGACCCGCCGCACAAGCCGGAGCGUCCACAGCUGACCAACUGGGAUCGCGAGUUCGUGGACCUCAAGUGGAAGGCGCCGGACGACGGCGGCGCGCCCAUCCUCGAGUACAUCGUGGAGAAGCGCGACAAGGCGGAGAAGCCCAGCGCCUGGAAACCCUGCCUCACCGUGCCCGGUGACGCCACGGAGGGUCACGUCACGGACGUGAUCCCUGGUCACGAGUACGAGUUCCGGUUGGUGGCGGUGAAUAAGGCCGGUCCGUCCGAACCCUCCGACGCCACCAAACCCGUCAUCUGCAAACCCAGAUUCCUCAAGCCUCACAUCGACCGCAAGAACCUGGACAAGAAGACUGUCCGCUCGGGUCAGCUGCUGCGUGUCGAGAUCGAUAUCGAGGGCGAGCCGGCGCCGACCGUCACCUGGACUCUGAACGGUCAGCCGGUGCCGGCCAACAAACGCCUCACGAUCGACAACCAGGAGUACCACUCGUUCUUCUCGCUGCAGCGCGCCAAGCGCUCCGACACGGGCGUGUACGUCAUCACGGCCACCAACACGUCCGGCACGGACGUCGCCGAGCUGGACGUCAACGUACUCGCCAAGCCGGGCAAGCCGAAGGGUCCUCUGGACGUCUCGGACGUCACCGCCAAGGGCUGCAAACUCAAGUGGGAGAAGCCCGAGGACGACGGCGGCGAGCCGGUCGACCACUACGUGGUGGAACGGAUGGACAAGGACACGGGCCGCUGGGUGCCCGUCUGCACCAGCAAGGAGCCGGAGGCCGAGGUGGAGGGACUCAACGAGGGCCACGAGUACCUGUUCCGCGUGAAGGCGGUCAACUCGGAGGGCGAGGGAGAGCCACUGGAGACCACCACCCCGACCCUGGCCAAAAACCCGUACGAUCCCCCUGGUUCGCCGGGCGUGCCGGACAUCCACGACUGGGACAAGCACCACGCCGACCUCAAAUGGAAGGCCCCGGAGAGCGACGGCGGGGCGCCCAUCGUCGGCUAUGUCAUCGAGAAAAAGGACCAGUUCAGCACCAAGUGGCAGAAGGCGGCUGAGAUUCCCGGCGACGUUUGCGAGGGCCGCGUGCCCGAUCUGGUGGAGGGCAUGCAGUACAAGUUCCGCGUGCGGGCCGUCAACAAGGCCGGCCCUGGAGCGCCCAGCGGCGAGUCCAAGACCAUGACCGCCAAGGCCAGAUUCGCUGCGCCAUACAUCGACCGCUCCAACCUGCGCGACAUCACCAUCCACGCUGGCACGCCGUUCAAGUUCGACGUGCGCGUGAAGGGUGAGCCGGCCCCCACGACCAGCUGGAGUCUGAACGGCGCUCAGCUGAGCACGCGGGACAACCGCACCAUUGACUCAGAGGACUACCGCACCAAGCUGUCCGUAUUCAUGACUAGCCGUGGCGACACGGGCACCUACACCAUCAAGGCUGUCAACGACUCGGGCAAGGACGAGGCCCAGGUCAAGGUCAUCGUGCUCGACAAGCCGUCGGCUCCGGAGGGCCCGCUGGAAGUCUCCGACGUUCAUAAGGAGGGCUGCAAGCUCAAGUGGAACCCGCCGGAGGAUGACGGCGGAGUGCCGAUCUCCGAAUAUCUGGUGGAGAAGUUCGACCCCGAGCUCGGCCGCUGGAUGCCUGCCGGCCGUUCGGACAAACCCGAGAUCGAGAUCAACAACCUCACUCCGGGCCACGAGUAUAAGUUCCGUGUGAAGGCCGUCAACCCUGAGGGCGAGUCGGAGCCGCUCGUCGGAGAAAAGUCCAUCAUCGCCAAAAACCCCUUCGACGAGCCGGGCGCCCCUGGCCGUCCGGAGCCCACCGACUGGGACAAGGACUUUGUCGACCUCAAGUGGGAGCCGCCCAAGAACGACGGCGGCGCCCCCAUCACCGGAUACAUUGUCGAGAAGAAGGAAAAGGGCACCGGCAAAUGGGUGAAGGCGGUCGAACUCGCAGGCCCCGAGUGCGCGUGCCGCGUGCCCGACCUGGACGAGGGUCAGACGUACGAGUUCCGUGUGAAGGCCGUCAACGAGGCCGGUCCUGGCGAGCCGUCCGGCGGCUCCCGACCCGUCACAGCGAAACCCAGAAAACUGGCCCCGAAGAUAGACCGGCGCAACCUGCGCAACAUCACGGUGAAGGAGGGCGAGCCGAUCCUGCUGGACGUCAAGGUACAGGGCGAGCCGCCCCCGGAGGUCACCUGGCUCAAAAACGGACGGCCCAUCAAGGAGACGACGCGCAACAAGAUCGAAAACGAGCCGUACAGGACCAAGUACACCAACGACCGUCCGAAGCGUUCGGACACGGACACGUACACGAUCAAGGCGGUCAACGAGCACGGCGAGGACGAGGCCUCCAUCCAGAUAGUCGUCAUCUCCAAGCCUUCGGCUCCGGAGGGUCCUCUGGAGGUCUCUGAUGUCCACAAGGAGGGUUGCAAGCUCAACUGGAAGCCGCCCGCCGACGACGGCGGCGAGCCCAUCGAGGGAUACGUGAUCGAAAAGUUCGACCCGGACGUGGGCGUCUGGCUCCCGGCCGGCACCUCUGCCAAGCCCGAGUUCGAUGUCAAGGACCUGAUGCCGGGUCACGAGUACCAGUUCCGGGUCAAGGCCGUCAACAAGGAGGGCGAGUCGGAGCCGCUCGUCACACUGGCGCCCAUCGUCGCCAAGGAUCCGUUCGUGGUCCCGGGUAAGCCGGGCGCUCCGGAGGCCACCGAUUGGUCCACCUCUCACGUGGAGCUGACCUGGGCCGAGCCGGCCAGCGAUGGCGGGUCGCCCAUCACCGGAUAUAUCAUCGAGAAACGAGACAGAUACGGGAUGAUGUGGGAGAAGGCGUGCGAGCUCGAGGGCCCGGAGAGCACCGGUUCCGUGCAUAACCUGAUCGAGGGCGUCGAGUACCAGUUCCGCGUGAUCGCGCUCAACAGAGCCGGGCAGUCGGAACCCUCCGAGCCCAGCAAAUCCAUCGUCGCCAAGGCCCGGUUCCUGGCGCCCAAGAUCGACCGCCGUAACCUGCGCGACGUGGUGGUGUCCAAGGGCUCGCCGGUCAAGUUCGACGUGGACGUGUCUGGUGAGCCGGCUCCCACCACCAAGUGGUUCAAGAGCGGCAGUGAGCUCAGACCGUCUAAGCAGCUGACGAUCGACUCGAAGGACUACAACACCAAGUUCGCGCUGCGCCAGACGCGCCGCUCCGACUCUGGCGAGUACACCAUCACUGCCGAGAACAGCUCCGGAAAGGACCAGGUCACCGUGCGGGUCACCGUCACCGACAAACCUGGCAAACCCGAGGGGCCGCUCGACAUAUCGGACGUGCACAAGAACGGCUGUAAGAUCAAGUGGAACCCGCCGAAGGACGACGGCGGCACCCCGAUCGACCACUUCGAGGUGGAGAAGUUCGACCCAGAGACGGGCAUCUGGAUGCCGGCGGGUCGCUCAGACAAACCCGAGAUCGAGAUCAACAACCUCACCCCCGGCCACGAGUACAAGUUCCGUGUGAAGGCUGUGAACGCGGAGGGAGCCUCCGAGCCGCUGGAGGGAACCGAGAGCAUCAUUGCCAAAAAUCCCUUCGACGAGCCGGGUCCUCCGGGUAACCUGAAGGCCACCGACUGGGACAAGGACCACGUGGACCUGGCCUGGGAGCCGCCCAAGAACGACGGCGGCGCGCCCAUCACCGGCUACCUGGUCGAAAAGAAGGACAAGUCCGGCCGCUGGCAGCCAGUGUUUGAGGUUCCCGCCGAUCAGCAAACGGCCACCGUGCCUGACCUGACCGAGGGCGAGACCUACGACUUCCGCGUGCGGGCCAUCAACAAGGCCGGCCCCGGAGAGCCGAGCAAGACCACCGGCCCGAUCGUGGCCAAGCCGCGCAACCUGCCGCCCAAGAUCGACCGCAGCAACCUCAACCCGGUUAAGGUGCGCGCCGGCAUGAACUUCAACUUCGACGUCAACGUGUCUGGAGAGCCGCCGCCAGACAAGAAGUGGACGCUCGAGAAGAAGCCUGUCUUCUCCAACGACCGCGUCAAGAUCACCACCGCUGACUACAACAUCAAGCUGGUGGUGCGUAACGCGACGCGGGCCGAGUCGGGCACCUACACGCUGACGGCGACCAACGAGAACGGCACCGACUCGGCCGACGUGCUCGUCACCGUGCUCGACAAGCCGUCGGCUCCGGAAGGCCCUCUAAAGGUGUCUGACGUUCACGCCAAGGGCUGCAAGCUCAACUGGAAGCCACCGGCCGACGACGGCGGAGUGCCUAUCCAGAAAUACGUCGUCGAAAAGCUGGAUGAGUCCACCGGUCGGUGGGUGAAGGCGGGUGAGACGGACGGUCCCGCCACCGAACUGGAUGUCGAAGGUCUCACCCCGGGCAAGCACUACAAGUUCCGCGUCAAGGCCGUCAACAAGGAGGGCGCCUCCGAGCCGCUCACCACCACCCAGAGCAUCCACGCCAAGAACCCGUACGACGAGCCCGGCAAGCCCGGUACUCCUGAGGUCAAAGACUUCGACAAGAAUUUCGUCGACCUCAAGUGGAAGCCUCCCCUGUCGGAUGGUGGAAACCCCAUCAAGGAGUACAUCAUCCAGAAACGCGAUAAGAUGAAUCCGAAGUGGGAGGACGCCGUGGUGGUGUCGGGCGACAAGCCCGAGGGACGCGUGCCCGACCUCAUCGAGGGCAACACGUACGAGUUCCGCGUGGUGGCCGUCAACAAGGCCGGUCCCGGCGAGCCCUCCGAGCCCACCAAACCGCACCUGGCCAGGCCCAAAAACAUGGCGCCGAAGAUCGACCGUAACGCCAUGGUGGCACUGAAGCUACGUGCCGGUCAGUCGAUCGAGUACGACAUUCCAGUGGCCGGGGAGCCGCCGCCGUCCAAGACCUGGAGCUUCCAGGGCUCUGACCUGGUGCCGUCGGAGCGUAUCAAGAUCACGGCCGAGGACUACCUGAUCAAGCUGCGUGUGCAUAACGUGAGGCGGGCGGACCACGGCGACUACACGCUGACGGCCACCAACCGCAACGGCACCGACACCGUCUCCGUCAGCGUCACCGUCGUCGACGUGCCGGGCGCGCCGGAGGGCCCGCUGAAGUACGCCAACAUCACAAAGUCGUCGUGCACGAUCGGCUGGAAGCCGCCCAAGGAUAACGGCGGGGCCGACAUCACCCACUACCUGGUGGAGAAGAUGGACGCCGACACGUUCCGCUGGGUGCCCGUCGGAGACACCACAAAGUGCCAGCUCAAGGCUGACCACCUGAUUGAGAACCACGACUACAAGUUCCGCGUGUUCGCCGUGAACCGGAUGGGUCAGUCGGAGCCGCUGACUGGAUCAGAGUCGAUCACGGCCAAGGAUCCGUUCCAGAAACCGACCAAACCCGGACAGCCCCAGCCGACCGACUGGGACAAGGACCACGUGGACCUGGAAUGGACUGCACCAAAGGAGGACGGCGGAUCGCCCGUCAUCAAGUACAUCAUCGAGAAGAAACCCAAGUUCGGUAUGUGGGAGAAGGCGGCUGAGAUCCCUGGUGACCAGACGCGCGGCACGGCUCCGAACCUGACCGAGGGCGAGGAGUAUCAGUUCCGUGUGAUCGCCGUCAACCAGGCCGGCCCCGGCGAGCCGUCAGAGCCCAGCUCCAGCGUCAUCGCCAAGCCCAGAUUCGUGAAACCGUCGUUCAACAAGAGCGCUCUGGAGGAUCUGGUGGUUCGUGCCGGCACCCGCGUUCAGUACAACAUUCCCAUCGAGGGAUCACCCAAACCCAAGGUGGAGUGGCGGGUGGACGGCUCGGUGCUGGAGCCCUCCGAGCGUGUCGAGCUGGCCACACAGGGCGGCCAGACCACACUGGACAUUCCGUUCUCGGUCCGCUCCGACUCUGGCCAGUACACGCUGACGCUGACAAACGACCACGGCUCGGACUCGGCCACCGCAACAGUCACCGUGCUCGACAAGCCGUCGCCGCCUCAGGGCCCGCUGAAGGUCUCCGAUGUCAACAAGGACGGCUGCAAGCUGGCCUGGCAGGAGCCCAAGGACGACGGCGGCUCGCCCAUCAUCCACUACCUGGUGGAGAAGAUGGACGUCAACCGAGGCACCUGGGUCGAGGUGUGUUACGCGCACGAGCUGAACGGCGAGGUGACCGGUCUGAUCCACCGCAAGGAGUACAAGUUCCGCGUCAAGGCGGUCAACAUGAUCGGCGAGUCGGAGCCGCUCACCACCGACCGCAGCAUCAUCGCCAAAAACGAGUGUGACGAGCCGGACUCGCCGGGCCGCCCGAAGGUGACCGACUGGGACAGCGACUUUGUCGAGCUCGAAUGGACCAAGCCGGUGAACGACGGCGGCGCGCCCGUCUCUGGAUACAUUAUUCAGAAGAAGGAGAAGGGCUCUCCGAUCUGGACGGAGGCGGCCAAGGUGCCCGCCGAUUGUACCAAGGCCAAGGCGCCGGGCCUGACCGAGGGUCAGGAGUACGAGUUCCGUAUCAUCGCCGUCAACAAGGCUGGUCUGUCGGAGCCCUCCGAGCCGUCAGAGAUGGUCAUGGCACGGCCCAGGAGACAGGCUCCCAAGAUCAAGACGCCGAUGACGGACAUCAUUAUCCGUGCGGGUCAGACUCUGCACAUCGACAUCGCCUACGUGGGCGAGCCGGACCCGAACGUCGGGUGGCUGCAGAACGGCCAGCCGCUGCCGCUCACAGAGAGGACGACGGUGACUUCCAUCAACCACCACACGGUGAUUCAUUCGGUGAACGCGCACCGCGGAAAGUCCGGCACAUACCGGCUCAAACUGGAAAACGAGUCCGGAACAGAUGAAGGCACGAUGAACGUGACGGUGCUGGACCGCCCCGGUGCGCCGGAGGGCCCGCUCGAGUACGACGACGUCACCGCCAACAGCGUGGCCCUGUCGUGGAAGGCGCCGAGCGACGAUGGCGGCAGCCCCAUCACCGGCUACAUUAUCGAGAAGCGCGACAAGACGCACCGCGGCCCGUGGGUGCCGGCCGUCCAAUACGUCGACCCCAAGGACACACACGCGCUCGUGCCGCGACUGCACGAGGGCACCGAGUACGAGUUCCGCGUGCGGGCGCAGAACCUGCAGGGCGUCUCUGAUCCGCUCACAACAGACAAACCGGUCGUCGCCAAAAACUCGUUCGGCGUGCCGGGCCGGCCGGGCCGUCCGGAGGCGGUGGAUGCUGACCGCGACUUUAUCCGCAUCCGCUGGGAGGCGCCGCGCUCCAACGGUGGUAGCAAGAUCACUGGUUACGACGUGGAGCGUCGGGAGCACAUGACCGGCCGCUGGCAGCUGGUGACCCGACCCAACGCGCCGGCGCCGCACACAGAAUUCACGGACACCUCAGUGCUGGAGUUCCACCAGUACGAGUACCGCGUGACGGCCAUCAACGCCGCCGGACACGGCAGUCCCUCGGACCCGUCCCUCACCAUGACCGCCAAACCCAUGAAAGAGCCCCCGAAGCUGAACCUGGACGGUAUCCUGGGCCGGCGGAUCCGGGUCCGCGCCGGGGAGCCGAUCGACAUCCGGAUCCCCAUCAGCGGCGCCCCGGUGCCCACCGUCGAGUGGGCACACGCCGGCAAACCGCUGGCACCCGGCGGCCGGGCGGAGAUGGCGACGACGUCCGAGUACACGACGUUCCACAUCCCCAAGUCGGUGCGGGAGGAUGCCGGCAAGUACACCAUCACGGCCAGCAACGCGUACGGCACCGACUCUGCGGACGUCGAGGUGGUGGUGGUGGACAAGCCCGGCGCGCCGCGCGGCCCGCUCUCCUACGACCAGGUGACGGCCACCCAGGUGACGCUCUCCUGGAAGCCGCCCGAGGACUGCGGCGGCUGCGACCUCACCGGCUACCAGGUGGAGGUGGCAGAGGGCGGCUCCGACAACUUCCGACCCGUGCCCGGAUACAUCCCCGGACCCAACUUCACCGUCAAGGGCCUCACCGAGGGCCGCCAGUACACGUUCCGCGUGCGCGCAGAGAACAUGUACGGCCUCUCUGAGCCGCUCACUGGCAAACAGGUGACUGCCAAGAAUCCGUUCGACGCGCCGGAUGCGCCGGGCCAGCCGCUCAUCACGAGCUACACGCCCAACAGCGUCAGCCUCAGCUGGACGCCGCCAGAGUACAACGGAGGCAACCCCAUCUCAGGCUACCUGGUGGAGCGCCGGGACCGCGGCGGCGAAUGGAUCAAGUGCAACACGUACCUGGUACCGGGCACCAGUCACACGGUCAGCCACCUGUCCGAGGGCGGCCGGUACGAGUUCCGCGUGCUGGCGGUCAAUGACGCCGGCCCCGGCAAGCCGAGCCGGCCCUCUGAGUCGGUCACCUGCGGCGUCAUGAUCUACAAGCCGAGCGCGCCGGAGGCUCCUCGCCCGGAGCGUAUCACCAAAGACUCGGUGACGCUCUCCUGGCGUCCGCCCAAGGACGGCGGCUCCAAGAUCCGCGGCUACCUGGUCCAGAAGCAGCCCAAGGGCAGCGACGAGUGGCUGCCGGUCAACGAGGCGCCGCACCCGCUCUCCAAUUUCACCGUGCCCGACCUGACCGAGGGCGAGGAGUACGCCUUCCGCGUCAUCGCCGUCAACGACGUCGGCGAGUCGGCGCCCAGCAAACCGUGCCCCUUCGUCAAGGUGGAGGAGCAGCCCAACAAACCUCACAUCGACGUCAGCGGCCUUCGCGACAUCACAGUCAAGGCCGGCCAGGACUUCAGCAUCCACGUGCCGUACCGCGGCUUCCCCAGGCCGACAGCCGCCUGGACUCGAGACGACGUGGCCGUGGACGACUCGGACUCACGCGUGCACACUCAGCUGGGCGACGACUUCGCCAGCUUCGUGAUGACGAACGCGCAGCGUGGCGACACGGGCGCCUACCGGCUGCACCUGAAGAACACCUCCGGCAUGGACACGGCCAUCUGCAAUGUCAAGGUUCUGGACCGCCCCGCUCCACCACGGGACCUGCGCGCGGAUGAGUUCGGCGGCGACAGCCUCACGCUGUUCUGGAAGCCACCGAAGGAUGACGGCGGUGCCGACAUCACAAACUAUGUGGUAGAGCGGCGCGAUCACGGCAAGGCCGACUGGUGCAAGGUGUCCAGUUUUGUCUCUGGUACCGGCGUGCGCGUGCGUAACCUGAGCGUCGGCAAGGAGUACGACUUCCGAGUGCGGGCAGAGAACCAGUACGGCACCUCUGAGCCGUGCGAGACCACCGAACCCAUCAAGGCCAGACAUCCGUUCGACGUUCCGGGCGCCCCGGGAGCGCCGGAGGCGGUGCACACCUCUGAGGACUCUGUGUCCCUGUCGUGGACGACGCCCAAACACAACGGUGGCUCGCCCAUCACCGGCUACGUGCUCGAGAAGCGCGUGGCUGGCGAGGGCUGGGUGAAGACCAGCCACGCCACCAUACCUGGAGCAGAGUUCAAGGUGAUGAACCUGAUAGACGGCACCGAGUACGAGUUCCGCGUGGCGGCUAAGAACGCCGCCGGCCAGGGUCCGUGGAGUAACCCAUCCGACCUCAUCCGGGCCCAGGCGCCGCCCAGCUCUCCGAAGAUCACGUCGGACCUGACCAUCCGCGACCUGACGGUGCGCGCUGGUGAACCGUUCACUAUCUGUGUGCCGUUCUACGCGUCCCCGCGGCCGCAGCCGACUUGGUCCGUGGGCACUGACGAGAUCUUCCCCGACGACAGGAUCCGCUUCGACACCAGUGACACUGAGAGCAUCCUGACCAACAAGCGUGCCAAGCGCUCGGACCAGGGCUCCUACCAGAUCAAGCUGUCGAACCCCGUCGGCUACGACACGGCCACGUGCCGCGUGUCAGUGGUGGACCGGCCGACCGCGCCGCUGGGUCCGCUGGACAUCUCGGACAUCACGCCCGAGACGUGCUCGCUGUCCUGGAGGACGCCCAUGGACGACGGAGGCUCGCCCAUCACUAACUACUCCGUCGAAAAGAUGGAUAUCAGCACAGACGUCUGGACCAAGGCGUGCAGUUUCGUGCGCGGCACAAACUACGUGGUGAUGGGCCUUGAGCCCAACAAGCGCUACUUCUUCCGUGUGCGCGCGGAGAACCAGUACGGCCUCUCGGAGCCUCUGGACUCGGAGGAGCCCAUCACGGCCAAGUUCCCGUUCUCUGCGCCGGACGCGCCGGGCCAGCCGCGCGUGCUCGACUGCUCGGCCGACUCGGUGAAGCUCAUGUGGGAGCGCCCGUUGGCCGACGGCGGCUCCAAGAUCCAGGGCUACAAGAUCGAGAUGCGAGACGUCACCGACGAGCUGUGGCGCGACUGCAACGACUACCUAGUGCGCGACACGGUGCACCAGGUCAACAACCUAACCGAGGGGCGCGAGUACGAGUUCCGCGUCAAGGCCAAAAACGCGGCCGGCUUCAGCAAGCCGUCGGCGCCGAGCUCGCGCGCCCGGCUCCGCUCGCAGAAGGGCGUGCCGGCCGCGCCGGGUACCCCGGAGGUGGCCAAGGUGACGCGCAGCUAUGUCGACCUCAAGUGGGAGCCGCCAGCGUUCGACGGUGGCAGCCGCGUCACCGGCUACGUGGUGGAGAAGCGCGAGCUCGGACAUCCGUUCUGGGUGCGCUGCAGCGAGUACAACGUGCCCGACUGCGAGUUCUCGGCCAUCAAUCUGCGCGAGGGCGGCGAUUACGAGUUCCGUGUGAGCGCCGUCAACUCUGCCGGCCGCAGCGAGCCGGCGCAGUGCAUCGCGCCCGUCCGCGUACAGGAGGUAACCGGCGGCCGCGCGCCCGAGUUCGUCAAGUCGUUGAUGAACACCGGCGCCGGACUCGGCCGCCCGCUGACCCUCGAGUGCAAGGCCAUCGGCACACCGACUCCUGGCGCGCGCUGGCUGCGUAACGGCCGCGUGGUGAACACGGACCUGGACCGGGUGCAGGCGGAGGAGCAUGACGGCACCUUCCAGCUGGUGUUCAGUGAGACCUGGGCGUCGGAUGACGGCGAGUACGCCUGCCAGGCGGCCAACGCGGUCGGUCACGCCACCACCACCUGCCGCGUCCGCAUCGGAACGCCGCCGAGGAUCGACCGUCUGCCAUCGGACCUGCACCUGCCCGAGGGUGACAACGCCAAGCUCAAGAUCUACUUCUCCGGCGACCAGCCGCUGAACGUGUCGCUCUCGCACGGCGGCAGAGAGGUGGUCGACAACGACCACAUCAAGUACACCGUGUUCGACGACUAUCUCAUCGUCUUCAUCCGCGAGAUCAAGAAGGACGACGCCGGCCAGUACGAAGUGACCGUGUCGAACGACAGCGGUGCCGUGACAGCCGCCUUCAACGUGUACAUCACCGGCCUGCCGGGCCCGCCGCAGGGCCCGCUGGGGGUGACCGAGAUCAACAAGCACACGUGCACGCUCCAGUGGCAGCCGCCGCUGGUGGACGGCGGCUCGCGCGUCACCCACUACGUCAUCGAGCGGCGCGACAUGGCCCACAGCCACUGGGUGGUGGUCUCCACUACGUGCAAGGACACCACGUUCCUGGUGCAGGGCCUGACCGAGAACCAGGAGUACCUCUUCAGGGUGAUGGCCGCCAACCAGAACGGCGUCGGGCCGCCGCUCGAGGCCGUGAACCCGGUGAAGGCGCGCUCGCCGUACGAUCCGCCCUCGCCGCCCGGCGUGCCCACUGUCAAGGAAGUCGGCGGCGACUUCGUCAACCUCAGCUGGGACCGGCCGCUCAAGGACGGUGGCGCGAGAGUCAUCGGAUACUGGGUCGAGAAGCGCGAGGUCGGCUCAGAGAACUGGCUCAAGGUCAACCAUGCGCUGUGCUCGCCGCCGCAGAUCAACAUCUCGAACCUGGUGGAGGACCGGCAGUACGAGUUCCGCGUGUUCGCCGUCAACGAGGCCGGCACCAGCGAGCCGUCCUCCGCCAGCACCUCCGUCAGGAUCCGGGACCCGCACGCCGCCACGCCGCCGGAGAUCGUGCAGCCGCUCAAGAACGUGAUGGCGCUGCAGAACAAAUCCGUCACGCUCCAGUGCGUCAUCACCGGCACGCCCAAACCCAAGAUCACCUGGUAUAAGGGCAACCGGGAGAUCUUCAGUGGCAACAAGUACUACAUGGACAAGGAGGGCGACACGUAUUACCUGGAUAUCCGCGACGUGUAUGGGGAGGACGCCGACGACUACAGCUGCCGCGCGCACAACGCCGCCGGACACAAGUCCACCCGCGCCACCCUCACCAUCAAAACUGCACCUAAGAUUAACGUGCCGCCGCGGUUCCGCGACACGGCCUUCUUCGAGAAGGGCGAGAAUAUCGUCAUCAAGAUUCCGUUCACGGGUAACCCGCGACCGCGCUGCACGUGGACCAAGGACGGCGAGGUGAUCGAGAAGGGCGCCCACUUCGACGUCGAGACAACGGAGCGUCACGCGAUCCUGACGAUCCGAGACGUGGAUCAGCUGGAUAACGGUCCGUACCGACUCAGUGCCGAGAACGAGCUCGGGGCCGACUCCUGCAUCAUCAAGGUCCAGGUCGCCAACCACCCCGACGCGCCCAAAUACGUGAUCGCCGAGAAGCCAACACCCAACUCCUGCAUCGUCACCUGGAAGCCGCCCGCCUGGGACGGCGGCAGCAACGUGACCAACUACAUCAUCGAGCGGCGCGAGCACCCGAUGGCCACCUGGAUUCGGUGUGGAAACACCCGGUUCACGGUGCACGAGUCGAGUGGACUGACCCCCGGGCAGACCUACUCGUUCCGCGUGAUCGCGGAGAACAUCUACGGAAAGUCGCCGCCCAGCGACGAGUCGGCGCCGGUCACCACCCGGGAGACCACCAAAAAGAAGGUCCAGAAGAGGACCUACGAAGUGGACGAGACCGGCAAGCGUAUCCGCAGCCGCGCCGAGCCCCAGGACAACUACGACCAGUUUGUGUUCGACGUGCACUCCAAGUUCGUGCCGCAGCCAGUGGAUAUCAAGCACGACAACGUGUACGACCACUACGAGAUUCUCGAGGAGAUCGGCACCGGCGCGUUUGGCGUCGUGCACCGUUGCCGCGAGCUCAAGUCGGGCCACAUCUUCGCCGCCAAGUUCAUCCCGAUCAGCCACCCGAUCGAGAAGGAGCUGAUCAAGAAGGAGAUCGACAUCAUGAACCAGCUGCACCACCCGAAGCUGAUCAAUCUCCACGAUGCGUUCGAGGAUGAUGACGAGAUGGUGCUGAUUUACGAGUUCCUCUCGGGCGGGGAGCUGUUUGAGCGCAUCACCGCCGAGGGCUACACCAUGUCCGAGGCGGAGGUCAUCAACUACAUGCGUCAGGUGUGCGAGGCCGUCAAACACAUGCACGAGAACAACAUCCUCCACCUCGACGUGAAGCCAGAGAACAUCAUGUGCCAGACGUCCAAGUCGACCAACGUGAAGCUGAUCGACUUUGGACUGGCCACCAAGCUGAACCCCAACGAGCUGGUCAAGAUCUCGACUGGCACGGCCGAGUUCGCUGCGCCCGAAAUUGUGGAACGGGAGCCGGUCGGCUUUUACACGGACAUGUGGGCUGUCGGCGUCCUGGCCUACGUCCUCCUGUCGGGUCUGUCUCCGUUCGCUGGUGAGAACGACAUCGAGACGCUGAAGAACGUGCGCGCCUGCGACUGGGACUUUGACACCGAGGCCUUCUCGAACGUGUCCAAGGAGGGCAAGGAUUUCAUCCGAAAACUGCUCGUCAGGAACAAGGAUAAGCGUCUGACCGCUCACGAGUGUCUGGAGCACGACUGGCUCAAGGGUGACCUGGGAGACCUCAGUGCGCCCAUCGCCAGCUCGCGCUACGUGCCGAUGCGCGACCGGAUGCGGGCGCGCUACGACAACUGGUCGCGCUACCCGGUGCCACUGGGCCGGCUGGCCAACUACUCCAGUCUCCGACAGCUGCAGAUGGACCGCUACAAGAUCCACGAGGUCAACGUGGACCGGCUGCAGGCGGCGCCGCGGUUCGUCAUCCGGCCCAUGUCGGCGUUCGCCUACGAGGGCCAGGCGGCCAAGUUCACGUGUCGGGUCAUCUCGCUGGCACCGCCGACAGUCACCUGGUACCGCGACAACAUGGAGCUGCGACAGUCGGUCAAAUACAUGCGCCGCUACGCCGGCGACGACUACACCUUCAUCAUCAACCGGUGCAAGAUGUCCGACCGCGGCGAGUACAUGAUACGCGCCGAGAGCCACUACGGCUUCCGCGAGGAGCCGGUGUUCCUGAACGUGCAGUCGGUGGCCAAGGAGAUGCCGCGCCGCCAGGAGUCGCGCGAGCCGGUGCGGAAGCGCCAGCAGCAGCCGAGCUUCCAGCGCGUCUGGGACAAGGAGGCCGACCACGCGCCCGUGUUCAGCUUCCAGCUAAGGCCGCGCGUCAUGCAGAUGAACCAGACCUGCAAGCUGCUCUGCUGUCUCAGCGGAAAACCGGCGCCCACGGUGAAAUGGUACAAGGGCGACAAGGAGCUGUCGCGCUCCGAGUACAACAUUACCAACGCCGACGGCGUGGUGACGAUGGAGAUCGGCAGCUGUCAGCCAGAGGACUCUGGAAAGUACCGCUGCGUGGCCACCAACGCCCUAGGAGAGGCCGAGACCAGCUGUGUCAUCAUCGUCGAAGGUGGUUCCGACGAACAGUCUCGGAAAAUCUUCGAUAGUUUUAGUAAAAAAGAUCGCCGCUACCUGACGACGGCGCCUCCCUCGGCCACCAACGGCUACGGCGGCAGCAAGUACUCGUCGUCCUACCGCACGGAGAGCUCUUCGGGUGGCUACAAGUCGGCCUUCUCGUCCGAGUACAAGUCGUCCUACUCGUCGUCACACCAGAGCUCGUCACAUCAGAGCUCGUCGUUCCAGAGCUCCUCCUUCCAGUCCAGCAGUAUGACGCAGUCGUCCUCCAGCGGCAGCCGAUUCAAGUCCGGCUUCGAGUCGUCCUCCAUCUCACGGUCGGGGUUUGACUCGGGCUUCUCCCGGUCCGGGUUCGACUCCGAGUCGACGCGGCCGUUCGACUCGCGGCCCAGCCUGGAGGCGAGUCUUCAGCGGCUGGAUGUCGACUCGACGCCGGCCCAGAAGCCCGGCGAGAAGCGCGUGCUGAAGCCGUACGGCAAGACCACGUCCGGCAGCUCGACACGCUCGCGCUCGGCCACCAAGGAGCUGGAGAUUCCGCCGGACGACUCGCUCAUGUACGCGCCCGUGUUCGACGACAAGAUGGCCGCCGCGCUGACUGUGCGCGACGGCGGCACGCUGUCGCUGCACUGCCAGGUGCGCGGCGACCCCGACCCCAAGGUCACCUGGAGCAAGAACGGCGAGCUGCUCAGUUCGUCCGACGCCGUCGACCUCAAGUACCGCAACGGCGUGGCCACGCUGGCCGUGGCGGAGGUGUUCCCCGAGGACGAGGGCCUGUACGAGUGCCGCGCCUACAACUCGAUGGGAGAGGUCACAGCCAAGUGCAAGGUCACCGUCACAGCUGCGCCCGCGCCCGUCAAAGCCAAGGACAGUGUGCCCGUGAAGGGCGCUGGCCAGGUGGAGGAGCCGCCGCGGGUGGCCGGUCACCUGCAGUCCAAGGUGGUGCGGGACGGAGAGGCGGUCACUCUGGCCUGUCGGGUCACCGGUCCUUCCAAAUUCGAGGUGGUCUGGCUUCACAACGACAAGGAAAUCAAGCCGUCCAAGGACUUUGAGUACGACAGUGCCGGCGACCAGUACACGCUGAGGAUCGCCGAGAUCUUCCCGGAGGACUCGGGCUGCUACACGUGCGAGGCGUUCAACGACGCCGGCGAGAGCUUCUCUUCCUGCACACUGGUCGUGCUCGUUCCGAACGAGGAUCGCAAGCAGCCUGCCUUCAAGACAUUCCCCAUGUCUGCGACGGUGUCCGAGGGGCAGGCGGCCCACUUUUCGUUCACACUCGAGCGGCCAGCCACCAAAGUGACGUGGUACAAGGACGGCUCGCCACUGUCGGCCGGCAGCCGUCUGAAGCUGAGCGGCGAGGGCACCAGCCACCAGCUGAACGUCACCUCGUGCGCGGCCAACGACGUCGGCCAGUACUCUGUCAAGGCCGAGUCGGGCGCCGACCACACCACUGCAAACUUCUCACUGAACGUCACCGGCCGAAACUGAGCCAACGAGCGCCACAGACAGCUGCCAAUGUUCACUGACCGUCCCCACGACUGACCGACUCGGGCCUGGCCAUCGAAGGAGGCAGGCCGCGACAGGAGCGGGCCCGCCCCGGAGGCGGCGCCCGCCGGGACUGUAUAUACGCUGCGGAUAAUACCGUGUGGGGCACGCCGCGGCCGGCCGGGACGCGUCGGAAGACACGAGACCAGCGCGGUGGGGGCCGCCGGCCAGCGCCGGGAAUGUUCUAGUCGACUUUAGCUAGGUGGGCCGCGGCGGGCCGCCGCCGUCGCCCGCACCAGACUGCACCCUGGCGCGGAGCGGCGGCGGCGGCCGGUGAACAGAGAGGAUCGCGCCCGGCUGGCCGCCCGUGGUGUGUCCGCGCUCGCAGUCAGAACGAAUAUAAUGACUUUUGAUGUG
Molecule: messenger RNA, 27831 nt
Organism: Amphibalanus amphitrite
Lineage: Eukaryota; Metazoa; Arthropoda; Thecostraca; Balanomorpha; Balanidae
Product: twitchin-like
Exons: 151
Coding region: 253-27417 (9054 amino acids)
Biological process (GO): protein phosphorylation
Molecular function (GO): protein kinase activity; ATP binding; protein binding
Source: RefSeq, a predicted model, not a curated record